Molecule: messenger RNA, 2664 nt
Organism: Toxotes jaculatrix (banded archerfish)
Lineage: Eukaryota; Metazoa; Chordata; Actinopteri; Toxotidae
Gene: mocs1
Product: molybdenum cofactor synthesis 1
Exons: 12
Coding region: 82-2424 (780 amino acids)
Biological process (GO): Mo-molybdopterin cofactor biosynthetic process
Molecular function (GO): cyclic pyranopterin monophosphate synthase activity; 4 iron, 4 sulfur cluster binding; metal ion binding
Source: RefSeq, a predicted model, not a curated record
ACAUGUUCACCGCAGAGCAGUUCUCACCACGAGCUCAGUGAUUGUGAACCGGAGAGGAUCCCGGAGCCGUGACAUAACACCAUGGCCGCUCCCGGUAGCUUGUUCCGCCGCUUAUUUGACAGACAUAACAGUUUAACUCAUCUCAGAAAACUCCUCGUACAGAGUGUAAACGGGAGCGGUGGGCGGCCGUAUUCCAGUGCUACUACGCACAAGGAAAAUGAAGUUGAACUUGGAGACUCGACUUUAGCUGCUCCCAACUUUGCCGCAUCUCUGAAAACCAGGUCGAGACAGGAGAGGCUUAGACCUGACAGCAUACUACCCUUUUCAGCGUUCUUGACUGACAACUUUGGCCGAAGGCACAGCUACCUACGGAUCUCCCUGACAGAGAAAUGCAACCUGCGCUGUCAGUACUGCAUGCCAGAGGAGGGGGUAAAGCUUACACCACGGGGCCAGCUGCUGUCCACCUCGGAGAUACUGACCCUGGCUCGCCUCUUUGUCCAGGAGGGGGUGGAUAAAAUCCGCCUCACUGGAGGAGAGCCCCUCAUCAGACCUGAUGUGCUGGAUAUCAUUGCAGAACUGAGGAAGUUGGAGGGCCUGAAAACCAUUGCCGUAACAACCAACGGCAUAAACUUGGCCAGGCUUCUACCUAAGCUGAAGGAUGCUGGACUUGACCUGAUUAACAUCAGCCUGGAUUCACUGGUCCCUGCCAAAUUUGAGUUUAUUGUCAGGAGGAAAGGGUUCCACAAGGUCAUGGAGGGCAUUGAUAAGGCCAUUGAAAUGGGCUACAACCCUGUCAAGGUCAACUGUGUGGUCAUGCGAGGCCUCAAUGAGGACGAGCUGCUAGAUUUUGUGGCGCUGACGGAGAAGAAGCCUCUGGAGGUGCGAUUCAUCGAAUACAUGCCCUUCGACGGCAACAAGUGGAACUUUAAGAAGAUGGUGAGUUACCAGGAGAUGCUGGACCACAUCAGGCAGCAGUGGCCCAAUCUGGAAAAGCUUCAAACUGGACACACAGACACUGCCAAGACAUUUAAAGUGCAAGGCUUCAAAGGUCAGGUGGGCUUCAUCACCUCCAUGUCUGAUCAUUUCUGUGGCUCCUGCAAUCGCUUACGCAUCACCGCAGAUGGCAGCCUGAAGGUGUGUUUGUUUGGUAACUCUGAGGUGUCCCUCAGAGAUGUCUUGCGCUCUGGGGCAUCAGAUGAGGAGCUGUUUCAAAUCAUCGGAGCAGCAGUGGGCAGGAAGAAGAAACAGCAUGCAGGCAUGUUCAGUAUUUCCCAGAUGAAGAACAGGCCUAUGAUCCUCAUUGGCACCACAGGCCAAAGGCCCUUGUCUCUGCCAGAGUCACAAGACAGCCAGAGGGCUUUCCCCAUUGUCUCCCAGCUUACAAACAACACAUCCCUCUCUCCAACAGCAGCUCCUCACAUGUGUAAUUCAGUAAGCAGGAGAGUGCUGAAUAGAGGGGGGGGUCCGUGCCUUCCAGGUAGCACUUCUUUAACACAGACAGCCCGUGUUUGCUGCUCUAGAACCUUAAUGAGUCGGGGUACCCACACUAAGUCACAUAUCUACAAAGAAGAACCUAAUGCAACAGACGACCUCCACAGUGUAGCACCUCUUCACUCCUCUGAGCUUGGUACUGGUCUCACUUUCACCAGUUGUCACACCAAGACUCCAAGUUCUACUAUACGCACAAAUGUCAUGAGCAGCAUUAACACAGACUGUCUCAGAUACGCACAAGCCAGAAGUCCUAGUGCUUUGCAGAGCCACUUACUCAGGACCUCAGGCACACCCAUGUUUUGCACACUAAUGAAUGCCAAAAUAAACCUUAAACACCACAGUGUUAGAAUGUGCCACAGUCAGUGUUCCAGCGAAGACCCCAGGGUCACACAGUGUGUGAGUGAUGAGACCAAGUCAGGCACAGAUGUGCCCAACAUUCACCUGGAUGAAACCACCAAAGUCCAGCUGACGCAUACAGAUGCCCAGGGCCGAGCCAUCAUGGUGGAUGUUGGGGGGAAAGUUCCCACACGUCGAACGGCUACAGCCCGUGCCACUGUCGUCUUGGGCCCCACUGCUUUCCGGCUUCUUCGAGAUAACCAGCUGGCUAAGGGUGACGCCUUGGGUGUGGCGCAGUUGGCCGGCAUCAUGGCUUCCAAACAGACCUCAGCCCUUAUCCCACUCUGCCACCCGCUCCCCUUAGAGUGCACCUCUGUUACCUUUGACCUGGACGAGCUGCAGAACGCCACGGUCAUCACAGCAACGUGUAGCACUACAGGCCGGACAGGAGUUGAGAUGGAGGCUCUGACAGCCGCUUCCGUGGCAGCACUGACCGUCUAUGACAUGUGCAAGGCAGUGAGCCAUGACAUCACCAUCAUGGACGUCAAACUGGUCAGUAAGACAGGCGGGAAGAGGGACUUUCAUCGUCAUCCUUGACCACCUCCCCUACAAGUUAAUCUGAAUGAGUUAAAGAACUUGAAUGCUUGUGUUUGCUGAUUUCAUGUCAGCUCAGGAGGAAAAUGAAUAACUCUUAAUAUGAGUGAACUGCCUGGUGAAACGACCACUGAUGCAGCGUCCAUGUAUUGUACGCCACAUUUCGUGUUGCCACUGUUAGCUAGUGUCUGAAGGCUUUAUCAUUUGUUUUCCCUUUUAAAAUAUUAAAUAUUCUACAGAUUC